Grus americana (Whooping crane) is the source of this 2986-nucleotide messenger RNA. It is a transcript of the gene IFIH1, whose product is annotated as interferon induced with helicase C domain 1. Gene Ontology annotation, biological process: positive regulation of interferon-beta production; innate immune response; response to virus. NCBI's taxonomy places the organism in Eukaryota, Metazoa, Chordata, Aves, Gruiformes, Gruidae. Gene Ontology annotation, cellular component: cytoplasm. The record is from RefSeq and is a predicted model, not a curated record. Gene Ontology annotation, molecular function: single-stranded RNA binding; double-stranded RNA binding; zinc ion binding.
AUGUGGCAAGCUCUGCAAUCCUGCAAGCAUCGUGUUGGCCCUCCAUUGGACCCUCUCCAGUUUUUUACUCUCUCUCAUGAACUGUCCAGGACCAAAACUCAACACACCGGACCACCGGAGACCCUCGGCCGCCCCUGCAGGCACCCACCCCACGCCCUCCGUCAUUCUCCAGCGGCAGCAGAGGGGCUGGAGCACGGCGGCUGCAGGCUGGCUGCCUGCUGCGGGAACCCCAGCCUCAGCUGCCCUUGCCGGCCGCCCUCGCUGGCCCAGGAGGCCGACUGCAACCUCUGCGUGCACUUGGUGGAGCUGCUCCACAGCACGCUGGUGGAUAGAAUGCAGACCGCCAAGUGCCUGCAGAUGGGCAUCUUCCAGGGCGAGGACCGGGAUCGGAUCCACACUGUAACUGACAAUCUUGGGAACAGAGAUGGUGCAAAGCUAUUGAGCAGAAUAGUGCAGAAGAAAGAUUGUAUAGUGCAGACUACAUGGGGAACAGAGAAUAGACAAAAUGGGAUGAAGAGCAGUACGAAUGAAGAAACAGAAGUUACAAGACAACUAGGAUAUGCCAUAGUGGAGGAUUUGAAACAGCAAGAAAAUGUGAAUCAUAGUUUCAGCAGUGAGAGCAGUGUAUUGGAAACAUCUAUUGGAAAGAAUUCUGCAGUUUCAAAUGAAGAUGAAGUGGAGAGCAGAGCUUCACCUGAGCCAGAUCUGAUCCUGAGAGGUUACCAGAUGGAAGUUGCAAAGCCAGCACUGAAUGGGGAGAAAAUUAUAAUAUGUCUCCCCACAGGCAGUGGUAAAACCAAAGUGGCUGUUUACAUUACCAAAGAUCACUUGGAUAAGAGAGCAUCAGAGCCUGGAAAAUUUGUAGUACUUGUUACUAAGGUAGUGAUGGUAGAGCAGCAUUUACAAAAGGAGUUUAAUCCAUUUCUGAAACAUUGUUAUCAGGUUAUUGGUGUAAGUGGUGAUUCUUAGCUAAAAAGCUCAUUUCCUGAAGUUGUCCGAAGAAAUGAUAUCAUCAUCAGUACAGCACAUAUCCUUGAGAAUUCAUUGUUAAAUGCAGCUGAAGAAGAUGAAGAAGGUGUCCACUUAUCAGGCAAGUUUUUAAUUCUGAAAUUUUUACAGAAGGCUCAAGCACAACUUUGUGCAAAUGCAGCCAUACUGGUUCCACUUUCCAAGCCUGGUAGACCAUGCUGGGAGAAUUAUAUAGAAAGCUGCUCUUUGUUUUGUUUUUUUCUAGAGCUGUUAUUCUACAUGGUCAUUUUUUCUCAAUUUACAUCUGCUAUUUUUAAAGCAAAAAAGAAACAGCCGAAAGACUUGGCUGGAAAGCCAGGAUAUGAAAAAGAGAAGCUAAUACAGUUGCAAAACACAAUGGAGGAGUUCACGAAUACUGAGGAACCUGGAGGAACUAUUUUCACAAAGACUUGGCUAAGUGCCUUUGCUCUAUUCCAGUAGAAUAAGGAUAACCCAAAAUUUGAAGAAAUAGGAAUUAAGGCCCCUUAUCUUAUCGGUGCUAGAAAUAACAGUGAAAUUAAACCCAUGACUGAGCAAAGGGAACAAAGGGAAGUUAUUAAUAAAUUCCAAGGUGGAAAUGUAAAUUUACUUAUUCCUAGUACUGCAGCUGAGGAAGGCCUAGACAUCAAAGAGUGUAACAUCAUUAUUUGCUGUGACCUCAUCAUCAUUGAAAUUGCUAUGGUGCAGGCUUGCGGUUGAGCUUGAGCUGAUGACAGCACCUAUGUACUUGUGGCUUCAAGUGGCUCAGGAGCUGUUGAACUUGAAGAUGUUAAUAUUUUCUGCAAGAAAAUGAUGUAUAAGGUCAAUCAGCAUGUUCAGAAGAUGCUACAGGAAGAGUAUUUAAAUAAGAUUCAGAAUUUCCAGUUGCAAAGUAUAGUGGAAAAACAAAUGAAGGCAAAGAGAGAUCCACACAAGAAAAAUCCUUCACUAAUAACAUUCCUAUGCAAAAAUUGCCACAAGCUGAUAUGUUCUGGAGAAGACAUACAAGUUAUUGAAAACAUGCAUCAUGUCAGUGUGAAAAAAGAUUUCCAAAAUUUUUACCAUACAAGAGGAAAUAAGACACUGCAAGAUAAGCAUUCUGAUUACCAGACAAAUAGGGAAAUUAUAUGUAAAGACUGUGGAAAAGCUUAGGGAAAUAUGGUGGUUCAUCAAGGUCUUGACCUGCCUUGUCUAAAGAUUAGAAAUUUUGUGUUUGUGUUUUAAGACAAGGAAACAACAAAGCAAAUUUUUCAGAAAUGGAGAGAACUGCCCAUCAGGUUCCAGUUUGAUUAUGCAGUUCAUUGUCCUUCAAGUGAUGAAGAUUAAGGACUCAGAAUGAAAACAAAAGCCCUUUUCCACUUUUUCAGCUGAUUAGAAGCUCCUGUGUCCCAUAGAAAGUGCUGCAUCGUAAACUGUGAAGGCUCCUGGGCAUGAGGAAACUGUUUUGAAGAGGAAAAAAAUCCAAGGAAGGAGAAGGACGAAGUCACAUGGCAGCUGUCUGCACUCAGAUUUGCAGUGGUACUCCAGGACAAAGACAAUGACCAAAUACAUUGCAGUCAUGUGUAUCCAUGGAACAAAUUCACAUCUCUACUCACUACAGUCCACCAUGGGGUGACAACACUGUCCAAAGCAUGUUAGGUGACCUGUCAUCAAGCACAGAACAUAGGAGAGACAUCUUGAGACUUGCCAUGGUGAUUAUUUUCUGGUUUUCUUCUUGCUACAACCUUUUUGAAAAUAAAGUGUCUCAAAAGAGGAGCCAUGUAAAGAGAACAGAUUAGCUGAGUGUUAUUUCUGAAUCAUUGUUGCUUCAUCAGUGACUGAGUUCUUCCCCUCUUAUCUUUAGCUGUAAGCUCAUACAUUUUGACAGACUAAAAUUAAGUUUCCAUUUCAAAAGAUCAAGCCCUUAAACUGACUUGAAAUUGAUUAUUUCAAUGUCCAAGAAGCACAAUGCCAUGUGCCUUUCUGUGUGUUAGUUUCACAGGAUUGUUAAACUGGCUAU